CUAGAUAGUCACUUGGCGCGCGGAUCAACUUUCCCUUUAACCUUAAAAAAGGUAAAAUGAGAGAGAGAAUGGCAGAAAAGUAAUGUUAGAGAGAGUGAGUUGGCUCCCAUGGGAUCUUCCACCUAUGGAGACAUAAUCACUCAUACAGAGAGAGAUUGUAUAGAUUAGAUGGAUUUAGCCAGAUAAUCAUUGCCCACACCGCUGCUUGAUAUAUUCAUCAUCAAAGUCCUCUAUGGACCUUCACAACAAGUUCAUUCCACGGACAAUCAGCAGCGAGUCCGGCCGCAUAGUUAAGUUCGAGAGAUUCUCCUCUUAUAUUGCAAGGCAAAUAGGAAUUGAGGAUGUAAAUGAUUGUCCACAGUUAUGCAAAUUAGCAGAUGAGUAUUUGAAGAAAUCAAAACAAACAGAACAAAGUAUAUAUGAGUAUUUUGUCAAUGAAAAAGAAGCUAGAGAACACCUAUAUAUUAAGCUGAUAGAAGAGUUCGAUAGAUGCAUCCUCUCUUAUUUUGCAUUCAAUUGGAGUCAAGCUUCAUACAUCAUCAAUCAGGUCUUAAUGGUAGAUUCUCAACAGAAGAAGUUGAAGGAUUUGAUAUUGGCAGCAACCAGGAAACAGAGAUUUGAUAAGGUGUCAAAAGAACUGAAAAUGACUAGGAUAUUUUCUACUCUCUUGGAGGAGAUGAAGGCUAUUGGAUCUAUUGGUGGUGAUGAAAAGUGUACAAAUGUAAUGGUACCAGCUGCUCACAACCAGAGGAGCCCAGUGCUCCUUCUUAUUGGAGGUGGUAUGGGAGCAGGCAAAAGCACAGUCCUUAAAGACAUACUUAACGAACCAUUUUGGUCUGGGGUGGCCAAUACGUUAGUAGUGGUUGAAGCAGACGCAUUCAAACAGAAGGAUGUCAUUUUUCAAGCCCUGAAGGGUCAUCAUAAUGAUAUGCUUCACACUUCUGAAUUGGUGCACCAGUCCUCCACAGAUGCAGCAUCGUCCCUACUCGUCACUGCCCUCAACGAAGGUCGUGACGUGAUUAUGGACAGCACUCUUUCAUGGGAACCAUUUGUUUAUCAGACAAUCGACAUGGUCCGAAAUGUUCAUAAAUGUCGAUAUCGCAUGGGAGUUGGUUACAAGGUCGAAGAAGACAACACCCUUACAGAGAAUUACUGGGAAGUAGAGGCAGCAAUAGAACUAAGAGAAGAUGAGCCGAGGAGGAAGCCAUAUAGAAUCGAGCUUGUUGGGGUUAUUUGUGACGUGCAUCUCGCAGUUGUUCGAGGAAUAAGGAGAGCAAUAUACAGUAGAAGAGCAGUUAGGGUCCAAUCACAGCUGAUUUCACACAAAAGGUUUGCCUCGGCUUUUAAGGGAUAUUGUAAUCUAGUUGACAAUGCUAGACUUUAUUUGACCAAUUCCAUGGUUGAUCCUCCAAAUCUGAUAGCAUGGAAAGAAGGAAAUGGAAAGCUAUUGGUUGAACCAGAGGAGAUUAAAUACUUGAAUUUGGUUGCUGUUAUGAAUCAAGAUGCAGACUCCAUUGAUGAGCUUUAUCAAGAGGAAAACACAAUAAUGGAAGAACACAGUUCUAUCUGGAAAAAUAUUGUGCUACUGCCUUUAAGAGAUACCUUGCAGCUUGAGCUCAAGUUGGCCAUUCAGAAGAUUGAGGCUAAUUCUCUUAAUAGAAAAUAGACAGUAUUUAUAUCACCUCACUAUGUUUGGAAACACUUAAUUUAUAUAUAUACUAUUUUAUUUUUAUGUAUAUAUCUAUGAUUACUCUAUUUUGACCUAUAUUUUUCUUAUAUUGGUAGACCCAUAACAAAAUAACAAUAUUUUUAAUACACUAUUCUCAUCCUAAACGUGCAAUAUAUUUAAA
Messenger RNA from Impatiens glandulifera, 1850 nucleotides. Its product is annotated as calmodulin calcium-dependent NAD kinase-like. The transcript has 9 exons. The coding region runs from base 233 to 1666 and encodes 477 amino acids. Gene Ontology annotation, molecular function: ATP binding; kinase activity. Lineage: Eukaryota; Viridiplantae; Streptophyta; Magnoliopsida; Ericales; Balsaminaceae. The record is from RefSeq and is a predicted model, not a curated record.